AUGGAGCAUGUAGAAGGAGAUAGAUUAAGCAGCUUGCCAGAUGAACUAAUCCAUAAAAUCCUUUCUUUCAUUAACAUCAAAGAUGCUAUUAGCAUUAGUGUAUUGUCAUCUAGAUGGAGGUUUAUCUGGACUUCAAUGCCCUAUCUGAACUUCGAAAAUAUUCUCAAUCAUGGACGCCAAUUCUCCAAAUUUAUUUCUGAUGUUCUAUCCCACCAAAAUAAUCAAAUACAAUUGUCUUCAGUCAAGCUUGUUCUUGGGAGAACACUUAUUGAUGACGAAUCUGUCGCAAGAAUUCUCAACUGUGCAUUCUCUCACAAUAUCAAACACCUCACUGUUACAUGCUCACCUGGGGAAUUUAUUGGAUGUUAUCUUUUUUACAGAUCAUCAUUUAUUGCGACACCAAAGUGGGACCUCCCAGCUUUAACCACAUUGGAUCUUCACCAUGUCAAACUGUCUAAUGAUAAUUAUGGAACUGGUUUAUUCUCAAAGUUGACCUCUUUGUGCACUAUCCUUCCGAUGCAUAUCUUCAUAAAAAUAGUUUGUCUGCUUCAACACCUCCCUAGUGUCAAGCUUCUUACACUUAACUUGGAUCUUCUUGAGAGUCUUUCAUCAUCCAUGGAACUAAUCCCACAUCAAGUUUGUGUGUUUGAUAACGCAAAGAUUUUGAAGUUUACAACAAAAACGCCCGUAAAGGUAUACCUAGAGGUAAACAAGUCUACAGAUAUCAAAAACAAUGAUGAUAGUUUACCAAAUGCCAUCUUCCCAAUGAUCUCACAUGAGAUUAGAGCUAUGUGGGAUAUGGCAUCAGCGCAAGUAUUGGUGAAACAAUUGAGGGUGUUGCUAAAGGAGUGUAAAGCAAAUACAAAUAGUGACACCAACAAGGCUCAUAUGCAUGAACAUGGAAAAUCACAAGUUGGGAAGCACUACGCAUGGACAUUGCAGUUGAACCUUGGGGAAAUGAUGCCAUUGAUACAGCAUGCAGAAAUUGUUGCAGCACUAGAGACUUGUCUUAUGAUGCCUGUUGGGUUAAUCGAGCGAAGGUCGAAGAGGGCUGGUUUGAGAGUCGACUUCCGAAGGGGAGGAGCCUUCGGGUGCGGGGCUGCCAUCGCAGCGGAAACCGGGUGGUUGGCACUGUUAGAGGAGCCUAACCAGAAGCGGAAGAGACAAGCAAAAAAAAAAUCAAAACGGGUGGGAUUUUGGUUUGGCUUGCUUGCUUGCUGGGUAAAAGAAAACGAGAUAGGCAGAAGCUUUGUCUUCUUGAAUGGUGGAAAAAGCUCCUGGAACAAGGUGAGAUCGGAAGAGGUUGGGGCUGUGAAAGGAAAGAAAACAGUGGUCAAGGGCAGAGAAGGUGGCGAGUUUCUUUGUCGGCUGUUUUUUUUGGUGGUGUCUGACAAGGUGGUGAUUCCGGCGGUAGAUUGUGGGUAUGUCACCGGAAAAUGGAGAGAUUAA
Messenger RNA from Lactuca virosa, 1449 nucleotides. The record is from the annotation of a GenBank genome assembly. Lineage: Eukaryota; Viridiplantae; Streptophyta; Magnoliopsida; Asterales; Asteraceae.